UCGAGCUGGCCCAAAAGAAAUCUUACAGAAUGCAUUUCCCAUACAACAUGAAAACACGAGGAAUUAAAGUUAUGGAUUUAAUACAUUUUGGUUUUAGGAGCUUCGUUGUCCUUGCAUGUUCCAAUUACGCCACGAUUGCAGAAGAAGGUUCAACCUGUAACCGAAUUCAAGAAGACAUCAGGUUACUCGAUCUCCAAUUUUCCUGUUGGGGGGCCCCGUGCAGCAGUCAGCAGAAUGAAGGCUACUGGCUCGGGAUUCACGCGUCCUUGAGAAAUUCACAUCACUUCCUGGAGAGAAAAAUUUCCACAACAGAAUCCGUCGGUGCUAUAAACCAUAUUUGGGCCAGUUUUAUCAACAUGUCAACUCAUGGACGUUUGUCAACUGUAAAUGAAAACAUUGAAAAGUUAGAAAUACCGAAAUAUGCCAAGAAACUUCAUCACGAGAAGCCCGACCAGUCCAUGAUUCCCAUGAUAUGUCACCCAAAGGAAUUUCUCUAUUGUGACAAUAGCUUACAUUCCGGUCAUCGAGAAUCUGGCAAGUGCAGGUGUAAUUUAUUGUACUCUGAGCCUCUCGUGAGGGACGGAAGUGGGGAUGAAAUUUGUAUUGGACGGCCUAACACUCCGUGUGGAUUUGAAUUAGUGGAUAGCUUUCCGGACGAGGAAGACCUGCUUGGACAACCUGCAGUGAAUCCCAUCGGUCUUCGAGAUGGUACACAUGCCCCUUGCAUAAAGGACGCAACUUGUCUCCCGUUUAAAGAUAGAAAGGAGCGAGAUUUGUUUCGACAAGGGACGAUCUGGCACGGGUUUGGUCAUAGUCCAAUUGCUGUGGAAAUGAUUCAAAGGUCCGCUACCAGGAUCUGUAAAUGCAAACAAGGAUUUGCUGAGAACGUGAUGCAUGACUGUGUUCCGAUAUCAGCAGUAAUUACGGAGGCUCGUUGAAAUACUAAAUAUAAAUAACGUUUGCAUAUUAAACUCCGUUUCAUUUCUGGUGAUAUCAGCGGGAAAGUCAUGUGCCCAUGUUAAGUAAAUGGGCACAUGACUUUCCCGCUGAUAUCACCAGAAAUGAAACAGAGUUUACAUUCUCUCAAAUUUUUCUAACUUUUUACGUUUUUAAGUCGCUGCAUGUCCAGUGAAUUUGCUUUUCGAAAUAGAAACUUAUAUUUUAUCCAAUUUUAUUAUGCACACGAAAUAUGCAUAAUAAACAUAUUGUA
Molecule: messenger RNA, 1210 nt
Organism: Folsomia candida
Lineage: Eukaryota; Metazoa; Arthropoda; Collembola; Entomobryomorpha; Isotomidae
Exons: 4
Coding region: 30-938 (302 amino acids)
Source: RefSeq, a predicted model, not a curated record